CAUAGAAAAAUGGGCCAAAUGACGAACUUUGUUCGUCUGUACGGCCAACAAAGAAAAUAUAACAAAUGACGUGCCAGUGAUGAACCUAGUCAGCGGAAUUUUUCGGCGUACUCAGUGUUGUGGCCACAAAGGUCUCUGUCUUAGCGGCCAACAUGGCGGCAGCCAACAACGUGCGUUGGACUGAUGCAGCCACAAGUCACCUCCUUGAGUUACUUAGAACAAGGGAGAGUUUGUGGAAUUUAAAAUCAGAAUGCUACAAAGACAGAAAUAAAAAGAAAAAAGACUAUCAAGAGAUCCUGAACAUAAUGAAAGAGGAAGUCCUUGGUAUAGAUCUUUCUUACAUCAAAGCAAAAAUCCAAGGUCUUAGAACGACAUAUCGUGAAGAGGUUAGAAAAGUAAAAAAAUCUGAAUCAACUGGCAGUGGUGUGAAGGAUAUAUAUAUUCCGAAGUGGAGGUUUUUUGAGGAGUGCUCUUUUCUUGAAGAUAUAAUAAUUUCAAACAGAGGAACUCUCUCCAAUGUCGUGGCAACUGAACCUGCAAGAACAGCUGAAGAGGACCAUGGUGAACUUGAUGGUAGUGGGCAAGAGGAUGCAACUCCUCCAACUGAAAAUCCACAGUUACCAAAAAGGAAAAAAUCAAACCAGUGGAUGGAAACAGCUGCAACAGCUUUAAAUGAGUUGGCCAAAGGGGCAAAGGUACCUGAAAAAGUGGAUGAUGAGUGGGACAUUUUUGGCAGGGAUGUAGCCAAUUCUAUUCGCGGAAUAAGUAACAAUGAUUUACGUCGACGUUUAAAAUAUAACAUCCAGUCGGCUAUUUUCCAAACCACUGAGCAAGAGCACAACCCACAAGCCCCCCAGCAUAUGCCGUCAAGCUCCUAUGUCUUCAACACAUUUACAGAAAAUGGCCCAACCUAUCAUUCCUUUUAGUUUAAGAUAAACUUGAUUAUCUGGAAGAUACUGGUGUUCUUAAGUUUAAUAUUGUUACGUUAGAUAGUGUGCAUAAUGGU
Xenia sp. Carnegie-2017 is the source of this 1006-nucleotide messenger RNA. RefSeq lists its product as uncharacterized. The record is from RefSeq and is a predicted model, not a curated record. The coding region runs from base 153 to 926 and encodes 257 amino acids. The transcript has 2 exons. NCBI's taxonomy places the organism in Eukaryota, Metazoa, Cnidaria, Anthozoa, Malacalcyonacea, Xeniidae.